AAUGGGCUGCAGUACACACAGCGUAACCGUCGCGGCCAGGCGCCACGAACAUCGGGUCGCGCGCGCACUCACCACGCACUUCGACCCGGACAGCUUCACGUGAGUACUUUUGUGAACGAUUCUUGAUUUUGGUACCAUUUUAAUACUUUACCGUGAUUGUCACUUGCUACGUCCCACUUGGGGUACACCACGGAAAAUGUCUACGCGGACAUACGCCGUCCGUCGACAUCAUCUCCUCCGAACCGAUGACCAAUGUCCAACCGUUACAUUACCACGUGCGAGUAAACCCUGUUUGAUGUCAUCAAACGAAAAUUAGGAAAAGCAAAGAAAUUAUUUUUCAUAAUCUAAGCAAAGGCCUUAUGAUGAUUUAUGGGCAGAGGACGCACACCGGGUUGGUGUGACAGGCACAAGGUGACGAUGGAUUUAGAUCCAGAAGAAGUGGAACGAUGGUUAUGCGAGAAAGCGCCACAGGACCUUGUGGAACGAGUGAUUCGGGCUCGGCUCCAGCAUCGAGGUGGCUCAUUAUCGGUUGGUCGGGCCAAACGAGCAUCGAUGACAUCCGAAAUGUUCAACACAUGGUUAGCCUCUUCUCCGAUAAAAAGAUCAAAAUCUCCCAAUAGAGCUACUAGAAGCAGUGCCGAAUGGAAACACCAUAUGGGACUGUUGGACGAAGGAGAAUUAUUCAUGGAGCUUAUUCGAGAUGUUUCCAACGAACUGGAUUUAGACGUUUUGUGUCAUAAAAUUCUGGUCAAUGUUGGCUUACUUACCAGAGCUGAUCGUGGAAGUUUAUUCUUAGCGAAAGGAAAAUACCUGGUGGCAAAGCUCUUUGAUGUUACAGUAGAUACCGAAAUAACUGAUGCGAUACAUAAAGCAAAAUCAGAAGAAAUACUUAUACCGUUUGGAGUUGGGGUGGCUGGAGCUGUAGCAGAAACUAAACAAGUCGUUAACAUAAAAAAUGCAUAUCAGGAUCCAAGGUUUAAUCGAGAAAUCGAUCACCGAACGGGUUACACGACAAAUUUGAUUCUGUGCGUGCCGAUUUGCAACUACGAUAACGAUGUUAUCGGUGUAGCUCAAAUAAUCAACAAGACUGAUGGCAGCAAUUCGUUUACAGAACAUGAUGUUGAAAUAUUCCAGAGGUAUCUAACGUUUUGCGCUAUUGGAAUACAAAAUGCUCAAUUGUUUGAGAAAUCUGUUCAGGAAUUCCAAAGGAAUCAGAUGUUAUUGGGUUUGGCCCGAAGCAUUUUUGAAGAACAAAACAAUUUGGAAUGUUUAGUGUCUAAAAUCAUGACUCAAGCCAGAGACUUGAUUAAAUGUGAGCGAUGUGUGGUAUUUUUGUUGGACUUAGAAUGCGAAGAAGCUAGUCACCUGGAGCACUUUGGAGCUAAACCAGUAAAUUAUUCCCUCGAAAAAAAAAUCUUUAAUAAAAACAGCUUUGACACUAUGAUUGGAGAUAUGCCUUUUUCCAAGGAACAUAAGGAAAUAAAAUUUACAAUAGCUUUUGAAUUGGGUUCUCAACACGAUGUCAAGAAAAUCAACAAAGCUCUUAAACCCUCUAAAUUGCUUCAAAUAGCCCAUGAAGUAGCUGCCUCUGUUCAAGUUCUUAAUAUACCAGAUGUGCAAAUGUGGGCCAAAGUAUUAGAUAGACAGCCCAGUGUUGAAAGUGACGAUGGUAAUGGUACACCUGAGGUGCCAAUCAAAUCAAUAUUGUGCAUGCCAAUUUUAAAUGGAAAAACUGAUGUCAUUGGCGUAGCACAGCUUAUAAAUAAGGAAACAGGAACGCCAUUUACUGAUUGUGAUGUAGCUACAUUUGAAGCGUUUGCGAUAUUUUGUGGACUGGGAAUUCAUAAUACUCAGAUGUAUGAAAGUGCAUGUAAACUUAUGGCUAAACAAAAAGUAGCACUUGAAUGUCUAUCAUAUCAUGCUACAGCAUCUGUUGAUGAUACAAUAAAAUUAACUCAAGAUACGAUUCCAUCAGCAGAGAUAUACAAUUUAUAUAGCUUUAAAUUCAUUGAUUUUGAUUUAUCGGAUGACGAUACGUGUAAAGCUACAAUCCGAAUGUUUUUAGAGUGUAAUCUAGUGCAGAAGUUUCAAAUUCCAUAUCACGUACUUUGUAAAUGGGUGUUAAGCGUGAGAAAGAAUUAUAGACCUGUGAAAUAUCAUAACUGGAGACAUGCGCUUAAUGUAGCACAAACAAUGUUUGCAAUGUUGAAAACUGGGAAAAUGGAAAGAUUUAUGAGUGAUUUAGAGAUUCUAGGACUACUGGUAGCAUGUUUGUGUCAUGACUUAGAUCAUCGUGGAACAAACAACGCUUUCCAAACAAAAACUGAAUCACCAUUGGCCAUUCUUUACACAACAAGUACUAUGGAACAUCAUCACUUUGAUCAAUGUGUGAUGAUUUUGAACAGUGACGGAAACAAUAUAUUCCAAGCUUUAUCUCCGGAGGAUUAUCGGAAUGUUAUGAAAUUAGUAGAAAACUCAAUAUUGUCCACAGAUUUAGCAAUGUAUUUCAAAAAGAAAAACCGUUUUAUGGAAGUUGUAGAAAAUGGAGAAUUUGAUUGGCAAAGUGAAGAAAAAAAGGCUUUAUUAUGUGGUAUUUUAAUGACAGCAUGUGACGUGAGCGCAAUAGCAAAACCGUGGGAGGUACAACAUAAAAUGGCGAAAUUGGUGGCUGAUGAAUUUUUUGACCAAGGUGACUUGGAAAAAUUACAACUAAAUCAGCAACCAAUGGCCAUGAUGGAUAGAGAAAAAAAAGACGAGCUUCCUCAGAUGCAAGUAGAAUUCAUCGAUGUCAUAUGUUUGCCAUUGUAUAAAGUAUUAUGUGACACGUUUCCUUGGAUCACACCAUUAUAUGAGGGUACUUUAGAAAAUCUGAAGCAUUGGAAGGACCUGGCAGAAAAAGUCGAAAUGGGUUUAACAUGGAUUGAUCAUGACAAGAUUGAAAUUCCAGUUGAAGAAUUUUUCACCCAUCAAAGUACAAAAGACAUAGAAUUUACCGUGACUACGUUAAAUAAGUCGCAAAGUAAUCAUCCAACGAAGAAAAGCAAUACAAAAGAUGUCGAUCUUAAUCUGAAUACCUCAACGUUCCAGAGAAACGGUGCUAAAUUCUCCAGCUACCGGAAAAAAACUACAGUGAGCCGAUCGUUUAGGAAUCGAGUAAGUCGAUCUCUGUAUUACAACAGUGGAAGUGGAAGUGGACGUACAUUAGAAAAAGAUAAUAGUGUUAUAACCGAUCAUAAAACUAAAAUGAUAAGUUCGGCUUCGUUGCCAGCGUUUACAUCACCAGCAACUACGACUGCUUACACGAAACCAACUCCUACGCCACUGACAAGUACUCCGGUUAAAAAUAAAAGCAAGUUUUGUCAAGUACUGUGAUAAGCAUAUUGUUUUAUAUGGUAUUAAAUUUAGUCGGUUAAUAAUAUCCACAAUACUGUGGAGACUAGAUGUAGGCGAUUAUAUGUACAUAAAAUAUUUGCUCCUCGAUCGGUCCCGAUUUGAAUUUUUGUUUUUUACUUUUUUACUACCAAUAUUGUUGUUUUAGAAUUUAUAGUGUAUAAAGUAAUAUUAUGAAUGUAAGUGUUGUUUUCUUUAGAACUUUUGGCGAAAAAGCAUUUUCAAUUCAACAAAACUGUAAAAUCAUUGUAUAUUUUUUUAAAUUUAAUUAUAUUAUUGUUAUGUUUGAUGCAACUGUCGAUUAAAUAAUAUUAAAACCUAUAUUCUAAAAAUUUCAUAAAUAUGUAGCAUAAAAUAAAAGAACAUUUUUAAAACACGCUGUGUCGCAUAAAUAUUACAACAGUAAUAAAAAUAAUAUUAAAUUUUCAUGGAAUGGUUAUU
Molecule: messenger RNA, 3831 nt
Organism: Daktulosphaira vitifoliae (grape phylloxera)
Lineage: Eukaryota; Metazoa; Arthropoda; Insecta; Hemiptera; Phylloxeridae
Product: cGMP-specific 3',5'-cyclic phosphodiesterase
Exons: 21
Coding region: 370-3372 (1000 amino acids)
Biological process (GO): signal transduction
Molecular function (GO): protein binding; 3',5'-cyclic-nucleotide phosphodiesterase activity
Source: RefSeq, a predicted model, not a curated record